UCAUUAUAUCAAUGCAUGUGGCCUCGCGUCUUCUUGAUGUGAUAUAUAUUAUUGGUUUUAUCAAGUUGGAGAUAUUAUACAUAGAUCAGUCGCUUGCUAAAGACUAUCGCCCAUGCUCUUGCAGGAAUUUCUUCUUAACCACACAUUGCGUCACCUUUUACUUUAAACUGUUUACCCAAUUUUCAGAUAAAAUAUGUUGCAAGCUACCCUCUUUAGAGCUUGAUAUAUACAGGUGUUUGAAUCGAAUACCAACAGAACGACGACAAGGAAAUAAGAGAGGCUGAUCCGAUAGUUGUGCAUUUACACGUGGUAUGGUAAACAAUUGUUCCUCUUCGAACAGCUUAGGGUAAAAUAGGAGUAGUACCAGAGGGAUCACAUGUGAAGUUUCAAUAUUUAAGAAGUUUGAACCAUGAAUAAAACUGGUGAUGUGAGUGCUUCCUGGGCUUGUCCAAUCAUGCAUGUUUGAUGUUUAUUCCAUUGAACACCCGUGACUGGAAUCUCUCCACGCUUAUAUAUGGCGAGCUUCGUAAACUUCUUCUCAUAAGUACCCUUGUGUAGAAAAAUAGGACUGAGAGUUUAGAGAAUCAAAACAAAAUAUAAGAUGGGCCUAAGUUUGAGGCUUUCAGUUGUAAUUAUACUUGUUUUUGGCCUGAAGAUUCAGUGGUGCUGUGGUUCAAGGGCAAUCCUCACAUCUCUGGUUGCAUUUCCUUCUUCUUACGAAGACUCCAACAUCGUUGAUGUUAGAUCCAUGGAUGCCAAGGGUGAUGGAAUCACCGAUGAUACGAAGGCAUUUCUGGCAACGUGGCAAGCAGUCUGUGCCAAGGAAUCCUCUACACUACUCAUUCCGGCUGAUUGCCGCUUUCUUGUUGGCCCCAUUACUUUUUCUGGACCUUGCCAAUCAAACAUCGUCUUUAAGGUUGAUGGAAGUAUCAUUGCACCCACCAAUGCCCGAUCUUGGGCUUCGAAUUUGUUACAAUGGAUAAAUUUCUCUAAACUCAAUGGGAUUUCUAUCGUUGGUAGCGGAGUAAUAGAGGGACAGGGAUCAGCUUGGUGGAAGCUUUCAGAAUACAGUGAUGAGGAUGGUAGCACAAUGGGAAACAACUUACCAAGCGUCAGGCCCACGGCAUUGCGAUUCUACGGAAGCUAUGACGUGAGCGUGCAAGGCAUAACCAUACAAAACAGUCCCGAAUGUCAUCUCAAGUUCGACAGUUGCACUUCUGUUAAAGUCGUUGGCGUGACAAUCUCGUCCCCUGCAGAUAGCCCACACACAGACGGAAUUCAUCUCCAAAACUCUCGCGAUGUUGAAAUUCACCAUUCCUCAAUGGCAUGCGGAGAUGACUGUAUUUCGAUACAAACAGGGUGCUUUGGCAUCCGCAUUCACAAUAUAAACUGCGGCCCUGGUCAUGGUGUCAGUAUUGGAGGACUGGGAAAAGAUGGAACGAAGGCCUGUGUUUCCAAUGUCAGCAUUUAUGACAGUAACAUUAAAGAUACUUUAAAUGGUGUUCGAAUAAAAACAUGGCAGGGGGGAAUGGGAUCAGUAAAAGGCGUGUCAAUUUCCAACAUACAAGUUUCUAACGUGAGAGUGCCCAUAGAUAUUGAUCAAUAUUACUGUGAUCAGCAGUCGUGUCCCAAUCGAACGUCGGCAGUAUUUAUAACGGACGUGACAUAUGAGAAAAUAAUUGGCACAUACAUGGACAAACCACUUUAUUUAGCCUGUAGUAAUAAUAUUCCAUGUACUGAUUUGAAGCUGCUGAACAUUCAACUCCAGCCUGCUGUUGCAUAUCACAAGGAUCCCUUCUGCUGGAAUACCUACGGCCAACAAGAAUACACUGUUGACUGCCUGCUUUCGGGAAGGCCACUCAACGACCCUGCCCGCACUCAGGUCGGCGCAGAAGCAUGCUAAGUUUUGUAAAAUUCAGUUUAAAUAUCCAUACAAUCGUUGAGCAACUCUAGUGCUUGUAAAUUAACGCCUGUUUUUGGCGCUAAACAUAUUCUACAAUUUUGGGCCAAUCUUUAACUAUUUUGGGUGUCCAUGAGUUGACAUCAGGAUUAGAAAUAUGUUAUCAUGUCUCUUAAACACAGCCUCAUCAUUAGCUGACACACCAUAUGCAAUUGUUUAUCUUUUCAAAAAUUUGCAUGAAUUGCAAUUGUUGAAUGAAUUGAGAAACUCUAUUUUCAUGCAUGAAU
Cryptomeria japonica (Japanese cedar) is the source of this 2187-nucleotide messenger RNA. RefSeq names its product polygalacturonase At1g48100. Gene Ontology annotation, molecular function: polygalacturonase activity. Gene Ontology annotation, biological process: carbohydrate metabolic process. Lineage: Eukaryota; Viridiplantae; Streptophyta; Pinopsida; Cupressales; Cupressaceae. The transcript has 8 exons. The record is from RefSeq and is a predicted model, not a curated record. The coding region runs from base 602 to 1903 and encodes 433 amino acids.